CUCAAUAAACGAAUAAUAUUAAAACACCCUUGCUAGCAUAUAACCAAUUAAAGUCAUUUCCAAAGAUGAAUUUACUUAUUUUUUCCGUUCUUUCUCUCCUAGUAUCUACAUCUUAUGCUAAUAUUAUUCAAUCCGACUAUUGUGUUGGAGACUUAAGCCUACCUAGUAGUCCGGCGGGAUAUUCUUGUAAGAAUCCUGCAAAAGUCACAGCUGAUGAUUUUGUUUUUUCAGGUUUGCGAGUGGCUGGUAACAUCGCAAAGCCUUUUAAAUCGGGUGCAAGUACCGCAUUUGCCCCUCAGUUCCCGGGUUUGAAUGGUAUGGGUAUUUCCAUCGCACGAGCAGACUUGGAGGUAGGCGGGGUUGUACCAAUCCACACACAUCGAGUGUCUGAGCUUAUCAUCGUUGUAGAAGGAACAAUAAUUUCAGGGUUUAUCGACACAAAUAACACUGCAUACUAUAAAACUUUAACCAAGGGAGAUAUAAUGAUCUUCCCACCAACACUGCUACACUUCCAAGUUAAUGUAGGAUCAACGCCGGUUCUUGCGUACGCAAGUUUCGCAAGUGAAAAUCCUGGUAUUCAAAUUGUUGACACUGCUUUGUUUCAAAGCAGUCUACCCUCGGAAUUGAUUGAGAAGGUUGCCUUGCUAGAUGAUGCACAAAUUAAGAAGCUCAAGAAGAUGUUUGGUGGCACUAAUUGAUCUAUUAUUCUUAGGGACCAAUUCUCUUAAGUUUUAGUUGGACUUAUUUUAUAUUUUAUAUACAUACAUAGAAAAAAUAAUUGAUCAAACAUUAAUUUCAGGUCACUUUUCAUAUGUGUAAUUUUGUUACGUAGUAUAAUGUUUGGACUUUGGAGUAUACUCUUCCAAUUCAGUGUUUGGUUUUGCUUUCUGAAGAUUAAGUUUAGCUCCGUUUGGACCGUUUCUAA
This is a messenger RNA of Chenopodium quinoa (quinoa), 925 nucleotides long. Its product is annotated as auxin-binding protein ABP19a-like. The coding region runs from base 66 to 698 and encodes 210 amino acids. Gene Ontology annotation, molecular function: manganese ion binding. The record is from RefSeq and is a predicted model, not a curated record. Gene Ontology annotation, cellular component: cell wall. The transcript has a single exon. NCBI's taxonomy places the organism in Eukaryota, Viridiplantae, Streptophyta, Magnoliopsida, Caryophyllales, Amaranthaceae.